AUUAGUUUAUUUCUGACUCUUGUGCAGUGCGUUUAUAGUGAAAAGUGAAAAAUAAAAAUGACUGGUCGUGGCAAAGGUGGAAAAGGAUUGGGAAAGGGUGGUGCUAAGCGUCAUCGUAAAGUAUUGCGUGAUAAUAUUCAAGGUAUCACGAAGCCCGCUAUCCGCCGUUUGGCUCGUCGUGGCGGUGUGAAGCGAAUUUCUGGUCUUAUCUAUGAGGAAACUCGUGGUGUCCUAAAGGUAUUUCUUGAAAAUGUAAUCCGCGAUGCAGUAACCUACACGGAACAUGCCAAAAGGAAGACAGUCACUGCGAUGGAUGUUGUAUACGCAUUGAAGAGACAGGGCCGCACUCUUUAUGGAUUCGGUGAAAUAAAAAUGACUGGUCGUGGCAAAGGUGGAAAAGGAUUGGGAAAGGGUGGUGCUAAGCGUCAUCGUAAAGUAUUGCGUGAUAAUAUUCAAGGUAUCACGAAGCCCGCUAUCCGCCGUUUGGCUCGUCGUGGCGGUGUGAAGCGAAUUUCUGGUCUUAUCUAUGAGGAAACUCGUGGUGUCCUAAAGGUAUUUCUUGAAAAUGUAAUCCGCGAUGCAGUAACCUACACGGAACAUGCCAAAAGGAAGACAGUCACUGCGAUGGAUGUUGUAUACGCAUUGAAGAGACAGGGCCGCACUCUUUAUGGAUUCGGUGGUUAAAAUAUUUAUAAACACCAAAAUGUAUUAACUACAAAUUAUGCCCUUCAAAAAAUCGGUCCUUUUCAGGACCA
Messenger RNA from Drosophila willistoni, 755 nucleotides. RefSeq lists its product as uncharacterized. NCBI's taxonomy places the organism in Eukaryota, Metazoa, Arthropoda, Insecta, Diptera, Drosophilidae. Bases 58 to 684 code for a protein of 208 amino acids. The record is from RefSeq and is a predicted model, not a curated record. Gene Ontology annotation, molecular function: protein heterodimerization activity; structural constituent of chromatin; DNA binding. Gene Ontology annotation, biological process: nucleosome assembly. The transcript has 2 exons. Gene Ontology annotation, cellular component: nucleosome.